This is a messenger RNA of Candida tropicalis MYA-3404, 1476 nucleotides long. RefSeq lists its product as uncharacterized. NCBI's taxonomy places the organism in Eukaryota, Fungi, Ascomycota, Pichiomycetes, Serinales, Debaryomycetaceae. The transcript has a single exon. The record is from RefSeq and is a predicted model, not a curated record. The coding region runs from base 1 to 1476 and encodes 491 amino acids.
AUGGAUCAUAUUUCUUUCACAUCAAAUACGGAUGAUUCCAUUGACAAAAAUGGUUCUUCCAAUAAAGAUGUGUCACCCAGUAAUACAGCUGCUAACAUUUUUAAUACCUGUACAACUUCCAAGGAUAAACCCUCCAUAGAUCCCCAUGAUGAUCAAUCCGCCGGCAAAAAUAAAAAGAAAAAACGUUCCUUAUUAGAUGAUGACUUCUUUUCUUUGGCAGGAUCUUUUGAUAGCAAACGUAAAAAGAAACACAAGCAUAAACAUAAACAUGCCAAAGUUAAAGAUGAGGAAAAGGACGAUAUAUCGAAAGCAGAUGAGGUAAAGAAGCAUCUGUUCGAUGUCCAAGAAAUGUCCAGAACUAACACUAAUGAAGAUAUUUCAGGUGACUUGAUUGAUAUCAAUAGCAUGAAAGUUAACGGAUCAAAUGAUAAAGUGGAAGAGGAAGAGGAAGAGGAAGAGGAAGAGGAGAUUAUAGUAAAAUCAAUCACACCACCUCAGUUGGAUAAUGAGAAGAUCAAGAAUGAAAUUGCAACAAGAAUAAACUCACAGUAUGAUAAAGAAGAUACACCCGGUAUUAUUGAUUCAGAUGAAGAAAUCGAUGAAGAGUUGGACGAACUUUUGAAACUCAGAUCUAAUAAGUCAACGUCUGCGAUGGAGCAAUCGCCUGAAGUAUAUAAUUUUGAUCAAGAGCAUGAAAAAAAGAGAAAAUAUGUCAUCAGGAUAACAUCCAAAUUGCCUUCUCCAGACAACCAAAUUUUAGAGGUCGAUUUUGGAACGAAAGGAUUAAAAACUUUUGAAAAGAUUUUAAAAGCUGCCGUUGACUAUUUCAAGAAAUCAUUGGCAACUAAACUUUCUCCAGUAUACUUAUUUAGUUAUGAUCCUCUGCUGGUCAGUUUGGUCUGGGUCGAAGGUAAGACUUUGAUUCAGCCAUUUUUCACCCCAAGAACGCUACGAGUACCACCACCAGGUGACUUCAACCCAUUACUUGAAGACAUUGAGAAAGUAGCUCCGACAAUGAUUAGAUUCUUUUUGAUUCCUAAAGAAUACAGUCAAACAUUUAUGAGUAUUUACCCUGAGUUUCAAUCUUCCAAUCCAGUAGAGAUAGCACCAGAACCUGUUGAAGUGCCUGAUGAAAAUUCUUCCACUAGUGAAGACGAGGAGGAGGUUUUUCCAAGUAUAAAGCAGGAUAUUUCACCGGAAGGCAAUGCGGAAAAACCUAUUGAAGUGGAUGAAAAUGAUGGUCUAUUUGUAAUUGCCCUUAAAGGUAAGGACAAUAAGCGUGUUGAGGUGAAAGUGUCUCUGGAAACUAAAUUGAAAAACUUAGUUACAUUUUAUUUGAAACUGAAAGGAUUGAGUGAAGACACAGUUGAUAUUUCGCAUAUUAAACUUAUAUUCGACGAUGAAGAAUUGAACUUGGAUGAAACUGUUGGUGAUACUGAGUUGGAAGAAGACUUUGAGAUCCAGGUAAAACUUUAA